ACGUUUAUAUUCUGUAUUAGAAAAACAAAUUAUCAUUAUUAAUGGACGAGUGUUUACGCUGAGUGAUGUUUAAAAAACAGUUUGACUUAUAAAAUGUAGACUUUUUGAUUCCUUAAUUGUUUAUAAAACAUUAAAAUUGUAUUUGUUUCGAGAAAAAUAUGAAUUGAUGUUUUUAAAAUGGUGGCUAGUUUGCAACAUAAAAAAGAAGCAUUAGAAGCUAAAAUAAGAGAUAAGACUAGUGAACUUAGAAAACUCUGCAUUGAAGAAGCUGAACUUACUGGAAUUUUGCCUCCCGAAACACCUCUAGAACCAGGUGAAAGCCCACCACAAUUUAGAAGAAGAGUAGGAACAUCAUUUACCUAUCCAGAAAAUCUUAUUAAUAAGUUAAAAUCAAAGGAGGAUGAAGCAUUAGCAGCAUUAGAGCUCGAGUGUAAAAUACAAACUGGAAUAGCUGAAGCAGCACUAGGAUUAGCAAAUGAUGGAUCAGCAAAUAAAUCAGUACGAAGGAAACAUAGAAUCUUAUAUGAAGAAAGUCAAAGAAGAUUGUCAGAGCUUGAAUCCAGGUUGAACUCUCUGCGGCAAAACCAACCAAAACAAAAGAAAAAGCCUAGACCACAAACUGAAAUUGAAAGUGAUUGUGUUGAUGGUGAUGUAGAAACUCUGUCUGACAAUGUGAGAUUCAGUAUAUUGAUGUCUCUACCUGAAAAUAGCCCAGAAAAAAGUAUAAAUUUGAUAAAAACACCUUUAAACUCUAAUGGAUUCAAAAAAAUUGAUCCUGCAUUACAUCAUUAUCAUCAAAGAAUGACACAAAAUACCAUGUUCUUGCAGAAUGUUGAAUAUAGACAUAGUGUUAUGAUACCUGAGUUCCCUCAUCAUGUUCGGUCUGGUAAUCCUUCUCCCAAUGAUUUGAGCGAUGGAUGGUAUGGCAAGAGUAGAGAACUUGCUUAUAAUUCCUCAUUAAGACAUUCACCUCUUAUAGGGAAUGUACAGGAUUUUUAUGCCGAUUCUUUCGUCAGCCACGAGAGGUUUGGUAGUUUAGAAAGAAAUUCACAACCCUUGGAGGUAAUGGAUCAUGACUCCAGAUUAUCUUCUACACUUCCUCGAAAUGUUUAUAUAUCUCAAGCAAACAGUGUAUCAGUUCUUUUACCUGGACAGACCUAUCCUGAAAAUAGUUUAAUGAGAACUCAAUCAUUAGGCAGUGUAGAUAGUGCAAAGCAGCAUGCAGAUAGAAAAACUAAAGAGAAAGAGUGGUAUGAGAGUAGCUUAGAUUCUUCUCCUCCUAAACUUUUACCUAAGAUGGACUCGCCCAUGUCUCAUACUUCUGAAGACAAGGAUUUCCCAUUUCACUAUGAAAAUAACAAUAAUAAUGCUCGAAUGAAUCAAGCUUCUGUUAAUAGCAUUCAAUUUGACACAGUUGUUCCAUAUGAAUCUCCUAAAAACCAUACUGUAGUUCAAGCUGGAAAAUGGCAACCUUACCGUGAAAUAACAAAACCAUUUGAAAUGUCAGAUUUUUAUAAAUACAGCACAAAAUUUCGUAAAAGUCAAAGCCAAGUUUUAGCAAAUGAAGCACCUUCUAUUUUACAGCAAAAGGGGAUUUAUAAACCGUUACGUCCUUUGGAAUGUCAUCCUUUAGCUUCAAAUGGAGAUGCAGUAAGUCUUAAGAUCUUUCCUGACUCAAAUAAUUCUCAAAAUGACAGCUGUCCUAGUGAUCUCGUUUCUUGGUAUCAAGAGAAGAAUUAUAAUACAAAACCCCGAUCCUCAACCCUUGUGUAAUUUAUAAGUACUGGAAAUUGUUCAUCAGCUGUUGCAAUUCAGUUUUUAUUUUCACUUGAGCUAUGUAAGAUAAUCCUAACAUGUUACAUCACAUUUUUUAAUGACACUAUAGUAAUGUUGUUAUUGUGUCCUAUUCUGUGCUGACAUUGAUAUAUGGUUGGUGUUUUAUAUAUAUAUAUAUAAAGUUAUAAUAUUGUAUUUUUUAACAACUUGUUUCCUUAAAAAUUUCAAGAUUUGUAUAUAUUGUUACUUUUUCCAACUCAUAUUACAUUAUUUUUAUAUAAAUAAAUGAUACUUUUUU
Messenger RNA from Nezara viridula (southern green stink bug), 2074 nucleotides. Lineage: Eukaryota; Metazoa; Arthropoda; Insecta; Hemiptera; Pentatomidae. The record is from the annotation of a GenBank genome assembly.